AGAUCACAGCAAUGUGUACUAGGCAUGGCUGCUGAAUGGGUUGGGAAUUGUGUUGAACCAAUAUAUAUAGUUUUAACAAAAUGCUUGGAGCUUUUAAAAUUAGAAACAAGCCUGCCAGGAUAGAGCUAAAGUAAUAAAACCAGUAAUGAAAAUUAACGACAAGAAUAUUGUAUUAUUAUACAUUUUUGCCCUGCGCAAUAAGAAAAUUAUAUGCGCCUGGCAAACGUAUCAUAGAGAUAAAAUCUCGACAUGUGUAGGCACUUAUGUAACAUACUCACUAUAUGAUACAAGAUUUAAAGAAUCGACUUCAACAUUAGCUACGUAGUAAGAAUAUAAAAAAUAAUGAAUAUAGAUGAUGUGACACAAUUUAUGCGCGUAAGACAGAAAAGCAUUGUAGUGUGCCUAGUUAGUGACUGUUUUAAUCUUAUAACAGCAAUAUUAUUAAGGUGGCUCUCGUUCUCCGGAGACGAUUGGCUUACGGUGAUCACUAUGAAGAGUGCAUUGCUUUUGCUCUGGUUGUACGUUUUUCAUUGCGAAGGCGCUGUGAUAGUGGAAAGCAAUGAGUACUCGGUCGUAAAUGACAGACCUAUAAUCGGUGUACUUUCUCAAGAACAAUCGUUUUACCUCCAUGGAAAGUUCCCUGAAGAGAACUACACAAGCUACAUUGCUUCUUCGUAUGUCAAAGACAUUGAGGCAUCGGGAGCUCGUGUUGUGCCCAUUCUGAUCGGUAAAGACCGUUCGUAUUAUAAGGAGCUGAUGAAGAAAAUUAAUGGAGUAUUGAUUCCCGGGGGAGCAACGUUCUUCAACCAAUCCAAUGGAUACGCUGACGCCGGUCAACACAUUUACGAGCUUGCUAUAGAAAUGAACGACGCCGGAGACUAUUUCCCGAUCUUCGGAACCUGUCUUGGUUUUGAGCUCCUCGUUAUCUUGGCCUCAGGGCGGGGAAAGAAAGAAAAUAGAAUCACUUGUCACUCUUUUGGAAAUCUGCCACUUGAUUUUACUUCAGAUUUUCGUUCGAGCAAAAUGUUUCGUGAAGUACCGGAAGACGUUGCCGACAUUUUGGCGAACCAGGACGUGACCAUUAACGCUCAUCAGUUCUGCAUCGUGGAUGAGAAUCUGAAAGCAUACAAUCUGACCGAUGACUGGCGUGUUACUUCACACUCGAAUGACGAAUACGGCGUUCAGUUCAUUGCUACAAUUGAACAUACGAGAUAUCCGUUCUACGGAGUUCAGUUUCAUCCCGAGAAGAACGCGUUCGAAUGGAAACGCUCGAAGAACUAUGCUCACUCUUUAGAUUCAAUUAAAGCCAAUAGGUACUUCAUGAAUUUCUUCGUCAAAGAAUGCAGGAAGAGCUCUCACACGUUUGUCAAUCAGGCUGAAGAGAAUCGAUACGUUAUCUACAAUUACGAGCCCAAGUUCACGGGAGUGCUCGGUAGCGCUUUCCACCAGUGCUACUUCUUUGAGCCCAGAGGAAUUGUUACAAAAUAAAUAAAUCCAAGUUUGAGAUAAUAAAGAUUGAGAGAGAGAAUAAAGAUUGAAAGCAACCAUAA
Molecule: messenger RNA, 1550 nt
Organism: Bombyx mori (domestic silkworm)
Lineage: Eukaryota; Metazoa; Arthropoda; Insecta; Lepidoptera; Bombycidae
Product: gamma-glutamyl hydrolase A
Exons: 10
Coding region: 343-1488 (381 amino acids)
Biological process (GO): tetrahydrofolylpolyglutamate metabolic process
Cellular component (GO): vacuole
Molecular function (GO): gamma-glutamyl-peptidase activity
Source: RefSeq, a predicted model, not a curated record